Messenger RNA from Anoplophora glabripennis (Asian longhorned beetle), 1182 nucleotides. RefSeq names its product doublesex- and mab-3-related transcription factor A2-like. The coding region runs from base 1 to 1182 and encodes 393 amino acids. Gene Ontology annotation, molecular function: protein binding; DNA-binding transcription factor activity, RNA polymerase II-specific; RNA polymerase II cis-regulatory region sequence-specific DNA binding. NCBI's taxonomy places the organism in Eukaryota, Metazoa, Arthropoda, Insecta, Coleoptera, Cerambycidae. The transcript is spliced from 4 exons. Gene Ontology annotation, cellular component: nucleus. The record is from RefSeq and is a predicted model, not a curated record. Gene Ontology annotation, biological process: regulation of transcription by RNA polymerase II; sex differentiation.
AUGAGUCUACCCGGUAGUGGCGUGGACAUGUCGGCGCUGAUGUCGCAGCACCCCGUGUUGGGCGCCAUCCCUCCGGCCUUCUUCCUCAGGGCGUCGGAAAGGUACCAGCGGACGCCGAAGUGUGCGAGAUGCCGCAACCACGGCGUGGUGUCGGCCCUGAAAGGACACAAGAGAUACUGCAGGUGGCGCGACUGCAACUGCGCCAAAUGCACUCUGAUAGCGGAACGGCAGCGCGUGAUGGCCGCACAGGUGGCCCUGCGACGACAGCAGGCGCAGGAAGAAAACGAGGCCCGUGAACUGGGCAUCUUGUUUCCAGCCCCAGGACCACAGCCCGUGGCCGACUCCGCCGUCCCUCAGCCCCCAGUUUCCACGGCCGCCUCCGAGAUGGGCAUCGCGCCGCUCAUGCAACGGACGGCGUUCACAACUUCAGCGUCGGACUCCUCUGAGACCUCUAGUCCAACUUCCAAAAGGCCUAGAAUCAACGUGGAAGACUGCUCCCUGGAGGAGUCCGACUCCUCCGACCAAGAAGACAUCAAAAGAAGCCGCCAGACCUCCCCCUUAAUCCAACCACCCGCUCCCCUGGCGCCCACACCAUCACCAGAACCCGUGACAAGUCCCGAUCCAGACUUAGACGUAGAAGACGACGCCGAAGGGGAAGUUCCUGAGAACCUUUCGGUGAAAAGAGAGAAACAGCCCAGUCCGGAUACUUCUCCACUUGCCCAACAAAUUCAGAACUUCAUGCCAUACCACCAGCAGUUCUCACAGUUUCCCACGCAGUACCAGCCGCCGUACACUACCCAGCGGAGUCCCAUUGACGUGCUCAUGAGGGUGUUUCCGGGCAGGAGACGGUCGGACGUUGAGUCCAUAUUACAAAGAUGCAAGGGAGACGUCUUGCAGGCCAUGGAGUUGAUGGUAAGCGGCGGCAACCACGAAGAGGUCUCCGCCCCCUCUGCCUUCUCCCCUCUAGGUCCCCCACCAAACUUCCACCGCUACAGCCCCUCCAGGAGGUUCCUUUCGGCGCCAUACGCGGGCACCGGAUACCUUCCUACGGUCAUCCGACCGCCUCCAGAGUACCUAAGUCUAGUAGGCCAGAUGCACGACCUCUACAAGGCGGAGAACGCGACGUCGGCGUCGUCGCCGGGGUCCAAUACGGGCUCCGACAAGACCAGCUACUCCGAAUAG